UGGAUUUGUCCUUCGCAGUAUUGACCGCAGAACGUCGAUAAGUUCGAUCGAAUUUUUUCGCACGCUUUCUGGAAGGUCGUUAAAAUUUGCUUCUUAGACGGCUAUUUACAUACAUCCUGGAUGCUAAAUGACUGAAAGAUCAUUCCAGUCACUAAUUAGUGGUAUUUCCCUGCAUGACGAAGCUGCACUCAAUAACAUUUCUCUAAAAGCUGCUCUUGACAGUCAAAAUUUUGAUCUAAAUGGGCAGAGUCAUGAGGAUGGAUUAUCUGUUCCUGGAAAAGGAGUAAACAUUGUUUCUAAGCCCAGGAUGCUUUCUUCUGGAAUGCCUGCUAGUUCCGGUUGUGGGACACUAACUAUGGCUCCUGUUCCUAUAGGUGCUCUUGCUCCCGGUAAAAUUGGUCUCCCACUCAAUGAUUUAGAAAAUAUUCCUAUUUUUAACACUGGGGACUCCGGUCCUCUAGAACUACAAGCUUUGCAAGGUGGUGCACAAGCACUUCAAGGUGUUCAAACUGUCAAGCUGACAUUUAUCAACUGUGGAGAUCAACAAACUAUUCUUCUUACCACCCCUUCUACACAUUUCACUAUGCCUGAGCAAAGUUUAGAUGGCAUGACUCUCACCCUGCCUGAUAACUUAUUAGCUACCGAUCUUAAUUUUGCUGGACUUACUUCAAUGCAGCUGGGUGAGAUGACUAGUGGCAACGAUAAGCCCAAUUCAUCGGAAGGCUCCAAGUCCACAAAUUACACAAAUAUGACUUCCCUCCCACCAAUAACCUCCGUGUCAGACAAGCUUUAUAGUCAAAUCGCCAACGAUAACGAAUCGAUUCAGCAAAGCCACAGUUACGCUAUUGAGGAUUUAAAACCGGUAAUGCAAAAAAACAAUGAAAAAAUACAUGAUGGGAACUCUGCUUAUGCUCACACUAAUCAGUCUGGCAAUUUGAAUGCGUCGCCAGUUGUUGUUACGUCCCAAAAUACGUUUAAUCAAUCAGUGAAUGUUAAACCCGUAAAGCUAAUUGACCCAGGGAACGUAUCACCUAUUCCUCAAGUUGAUGGCAGUGAUCAGGAAGGUAAUGAUCAAAACCUGCCUGAUGAUAUGAGUGAACUCAACACUAAGGAUUUAGCCCAAAGAAUAAGCGCAGAGCUAAAGAGGUACAGCAUUCCACAAGCAGUGUUUGCACAACGAGUUCUGUGUCGAAGCCAAGGAACGCUUUCUGAUCUGCUUAGAAACCCAAAACCUUGGAGCAAGCUAAAGUCAGGACGUGAAACGUUUAGACGCAUGUGGAACUGGUUGAACGAACCUGAGUACCAGCGGAUGUCUGCCUUACGCCUUGCAACGUGUAAACGAAAAACAGAAGAAACUCAGAAAGCUCAAGAUGAACGCUCUUCAAAAAAACCUCGACUUGUUUUUACUGAUAUUCAAAGACGCACGUUACAUGCUAUUUUCAAAGAAACUAAGCGUCCUAGCAAAGAAAUGCAAGCCACCAUUGCGCAGCAAUUAAAUCUGGAAGUAUCUACUGUUGCUAAUUUCUUCAUGAAUGCUCGUCGCAGAUCUCUUGACAAGUGGGUAGAUGACAAAGAUGUACAACUAACUGCCUCAACGUCUUCCCCAGUUCAUAGUCUGGAAGGGUCGCCACCCAACCACAGUGCACGCAUGUCAACCCACAUGGGUGAUCAUUGUGUUGUACGGUCAGCACAUGAUGCAAUUACCACUCCACACCUUGCUGAAUCAAUGAAUGACUCAGUCCUUAAUCGAAUCCCUGGUUGUCAUUCAGCUAUUCCAACUUCUGUCGAGCUUUCAUCAUCCCCUGCACCGCCUAGUUUAACUCCGGAUCCAUCAUUAUCUAUGAACCAUUCUGACGUCCAUCUCAAUGCACCCUGUCUUGUUAGUGAAGAUGCUCGUAACACCUUGCUUUUAUCAUCUGGUGACUCAAAUGUGUUGCCAUCUCAGUUGCUGAGUCAUUUAGUUGUUGGCGGACAAAAUGCUAUGUUAGUCACUCAAAAUGUAAGCCCGAAUGGUGAUAAGAACAUAAUGCACUCCACUCCACUUUCCUCGUCAUGCAUUACGUCAUCUGGUCUUUCUACCAUAAAAUCAGCAUUGGAUUCUCUGUGUGACCCUCCAUCUCUGUCACCUCAUUCUCAUCUUCCUCCCGCUCCCGUUGAUUCUUUGCACAAUAUUCAUCCUAUCCCACGUUCGAUGGCGCACCGAUCAACAUCUGAUACGAUUUGUGCUGCAAACCACGUCUUGCCUUCUGCAUCUACGCUUAUAGGUCAUGAUAGACUUAUUGUUGAUUCUAUUGGUCAGUCCUCAUCUACAACAGUCCUAACUUCCUCACAUAAUUUGGCUGACACUUUAGUUCUACAUGCAAAGCAGGAAGAUUUAAGUUCCGGCUUAAUAAUCAAUGCUACAUUAAACUGACUUAUUUGUUUCUUAUUCAUAUAUCAUGUUUUCAUAAUAUGCCCAAGUGCUGUGUAUGUUUAUUACAACUAUAAGUUCAUUUAAGUCAGCCUAUUAGUUCUGCGAUUGUGUGAUUAUGAACUAUCACUUUCUUUAAUUUCUGAUUAACAUUAUUUGUUAAGUUCGCUGAAAUGUUUAAUAUUUUCAAAAUGGGAAUUGUCCCCGUUCCCAGAAGGUGCAAUAUUUUCUUUUCACGGUCAUAGUAUUGAUCAUGACUUUUCUUUUUUUUUCUUGAUAAGUGUACAGUUUUGUUUGGUAGUUUUCAUUGGUUUCCUUGUUUUUUUUUCGCACAUAAUCGGGCUGAUUUUUCUUAAUUAAUGUGCUUUUUCAAAAACUUGAUUUUUUUUUGUGGUUCAUCAACUGCCGUUCCACGAAUUGUGCUGCAUUUAUUGCGGAUGUGGCAAAUUCUCUAUCUAAAGACCAAGUUUCAUCACAUCUAGUAUAAGUAGUAUGAUAAGUCAGUUUUCAGGCAAUAUAUGCCUUGCUCGAUCGAUGCCAUAGGUCCCUUUAUCCAUUUGUGGUGUCGUCUUUGCCAAAUAAGUAAUGUUUCCAUGAACGAAACGGUUUUAGCUGCUUCAAGGUUAUUAUUUACCAAUCGGUAUGUCCACUCAUUGACUUUUCAUUACACUGUUCAUUACUUCGUAAUCUUUAUAAUGUGGUAAUCCCUACAUUCAUGUACAUUGAUUGUUUCUUGGUUCUGAUAUGUUUAUUGUAAGGUUUGAUUACCACAAAAUAUACUAACAGUCUGUCAAAUCUAUCUUUUUGGUGCACACUCGACUGAACUAUAG
Messenger RNA from Schistosoma intercalatum, 3240 nucleotides. Lineage: Eukaryota; Metazoa; Platyhelminthes; Trematoda; Strigeidida; Schistosomatidae. The record is from the annotation of a GenBank genome assembly.